Malassezia globosa CBS 7966 is the source of this 3501-nucleotide messenger RNA. RefSeq lists its product as uncharacterized. Gene Ontology annotation, molecular function: DNA binding. The record is from RefSeq and is a predicted model, not a curated record. The transcript has a single exon. NCBI's taxonomy places the organism in Eukaryota, Fungi, Basidiomycota, Malasseziomycetes, Malasseziales, Malasseziaceae. Gene Ontology annotation, biological process: nucleosome assembly. Gene Ontology annotation, cellular component: nucleosome. The coding region runs from base 1 to 3501 and encodes 1166 amino acids.
AUGAACAUUCAAUCUGAGUCGUCGGCCAACGAGCCAACGACGCCUGUGGCGGUAAAGCGAUCGCACUCGCCUGACCAAGUCGCGCUUUAUGACCAAGCAGCUGAGCAUGCAAAGCGCGCACGUAUACAUUCACGACCACAUUUUGCUGACGCCUACCUCGAGUGCUUGUCAUCGUCUGAACUGAUUCGCAUCAUUCGUCAGAUUGAACAGCUUCUUCAAGAUACCCCACAUGCUGCCGAUGUGUAUGCAUUAAUAUACCCAAAUAAUAUCGAAGAACGUGUGACUGCGAGCCGACGUGAGCUAGCUGCGUCGUCCAUACAGACGGAUCAUUCUUUGCGUACUUCUUCAGAGCCACCACAUUCAUUUCCGUCAUCAUCAGCACAUAUUUCUCCGCCUUUAUCCUCGGCACCACCAUUAUUAUCUUCACAUGUGCCGCAUGUCCCAUCUCCUCUCCAUGCAGACACGACUACACAUUCUACGACUGACAAGGAGCCGUUGCACCAGCCUCCGGGACUGACUGUGCCUCCUGACUCAUCUGAACAAACAUCUACACCGACCAUACAGGUAUCUGCGUCAGUUGCACCACCGUCUCCGCCUCCGCAUACAGCGGCGGCCCCGUCGGCCUCAUUUUUGACUGAUUCUAGCGUUAUUUCGCUGGGUGAGCCACCAGCUGGCACCGCCAGUCGAUUGUAUACCCCGAUGAUUCCUGCCUCAACAACCGACCUUGGCACAUCUAUGACGAGCACCUCUGAACCCUUUAUAUCAUCGACAUCGACAACUACCAAUGUUACGGAGCCUGAGUCAGUCACAAACAAUGGCAACAUAUCAUCGCGUGUUGCUGCCAUUCUCGAAUCCAUCCAAAACACCAAUUCGUCUGGCCCGAUGCUCGGUUUGCAAGGCCAACCACUUGCGCCGUCCAAACAAGGAGGAUCUGGCUCUGGUAUGACAAGUGGUCUUUCGUCUUUAUUGAGCAAUUCAUUCCCAAAUGCAAACCAUCGCAUGCCUGCAAACUCGGCACUGUCACGUUUGCUCGAGCAGACGACGCCUGAUCCUGGGGGCAUCUCUUCUCCGGCUUCUGCCAUACCACCUGCUACGUCUACUGCUACUACCGCGUCGUCCUUACCCUCUGCGUCAUCUCUUUUAAGCAGUCUAACGACACGACCCGGCUUUUCUACAGGCAUCACUGCGACGGGCACGGGGCCUUCUGCAUUAGAUUAUACAAGUCUGUCGCAUGCAACAACACAAUCGAAUGCGGCAGCUACAAGUUCGGGGCUAACUUCGUCAUUCACACCCACGUAUGGGAUUCAUGACCCGCAUACAACUGAUGCAAAUGACUCAACACGUGAGCCGCCUAGAAUCACGAGCACCCUGCCGUCGUACGAAGACAUGAUCAUUGAAGGUCUUCAGGCUAUAGGUGACGUGAAUGGUACUCCGCCGCGCAUGCUUUUCCAUUGGAUGGAGGAUACUUAUCCGUUGAUGAAAAACUUUCGGCCGUCGGCGAGUCAGGCCCUCCAGAAAGCAUUUAAGCGUGGUCGUCUUCACAAGGCUGGCAGUCUGUAUCGGAUCAAUCCUCAUUGGGAUGGUAGCAAUGCAGGGCGUAAGCCCACCAGACGGCCGCAAAUCGGAAAGGAUCACCCCAUGAUGGUGAACGGUCCAAAAGGACCGGCGCCUGCCAGUCCGUUCAAAGCGCGUGCUCAAUUUGAAGGAGCAGCUGCAUACCGACAAUCGUCUGUGCAUUUGAACAGGCACAGAGGCUUGCGUCACCCAUCGACCUUGCGGCCAGGGCCGAAGCCUUAUGGUCAACCGGGUGCCGCUCCUUUGGAUAACCCAGCCAGCAGUAUUUUUCAGAACGGUGCCGCGGCUGCUGCGUUGUUGUUGGCGCACCAACAACGUUCGCGUGAUCAUAAUGGGACGGUGCCAUUGACAUCCCAGGAUCUUACCCCUACACUUACCUCUCUUGUUCGACAGCUGCGUGCUUCGCAAGGCACAGCAUUGCAAGGGGCUGACGGUAGUACACAAAGCACGUCAUCGCUUUCAAGUAUUCUCGCGUCGGCUCUGUUGAAGCAUGCGCAGCGUCCAUCUGAUGGUAGCGCGGCUAUAUCCGAUCCUAGCUCCUUGACUCCUAUGACGAACUCGCUGACGUCAACGUCUUCGCCAGUGCUGCAGUCUCUGUCGCGGCUUCUGGGCUCGGCACGAUCAGGUACGGGUGCACCCGGUUCUGGCGCAGACGCAGGCUCCAUCGACCAUGGAACGGGGCUUGGCGCUGGAUCCGCUCCUACACUUGGAAUGAGUACAGGUCCAGAUCCAAACCUAGGCUUGACCUCAUCUGCGGAACCUGUGCCAGAGCACAAGUCUUAUCUGCCGUUUAGCACGUCUUCCGUACCAUCUCCUGCGCCGCUGCCCGCGUCUGGACCUGGCUCGCUCUCUGCAUCGAUUGAAACUCUUGUUCGGCAGGCAACACGUGCUGCUACACAUCAAGUGUCUUCAGAUGAUUCUCUGACUAUUUCUGACCCGGCAAACGAGCCAAUAGAACCAGCACCUUCGGCGACACAGUCUGAUUUGGAUGCAGCCGUUUCAGAGACCUUGCAGGCAGCAUUCCAAGAAAUUGGACCGCAACACAAGCCAGCCUCCACAGAUGUCGUACCUGACGCAUCAAUGCAAGACCUCGAUACCAGUGAGCUCGACGGCAUCAAUUUGGAAGACUACAGCGAUGCUUUGCGUACGCUUACCGCUGCAUUGGCCGGUACACAUGGCGACGAUGGCGAUGAUGUCGACAUGAGCGGUCGUGAAGGCCAGAGUCAUGGUCACAACGGCGAGGACGAUGAUGAGGAAGCACAGCGACUCGCUGAUGAAAAAGCCAUUGCCGAUGCUGAAGCUGAUUUGUCAGAUGCCGAGGGCGGUGACAGCGACGGACAUGAGUCGGUGCCUGAUCAUGACAGACCUUAUGAGUCAGUGGGAUCGAAUCGCAUGGAAUCGCUCCUCAGGUCGUAUGGUAUUGACGUGUCAACAGAGGCCAUUCAGCAUUUGACCGAGACGCUGCGUGACCCAAACAUGUCGGUCUCUGAUCUGACAGACAACAAAGCGAUGCAGUCUGGAGCGACAGGUGCCUCUACGACUUGUGCAAGUGUAUCAUCAGCAUCCGAAGAGCCAACAUCUUCGUCGACAAAUACGCAUGUGCCACAGCCGUCUGCGUCGUCAGCGAAUGAUAGACACGUUCAGCCUCCACCCAGCGAUUCAGCGCCGUCUCUAAAACCCGAGGAAUCAUUUUCUCAUCACGAGUCUACUGUACCUAGACAAGAUCAGUCUAUCGCCACGGGGCUCAAAGAAGAAGCACAUACAUCCAAUUCAGCCGCGCCUACGACAACUUCGGCGACAUCUGCCUCUGAUUCACCUACCAUGCCGCUCCUUGAUCCGGAAGCCAGCGACGAAGCACAUAACCAAUCGAUCCAGUCCCAAUUGGAGGCACUUAUUGCAAGUCUGGCUGCUGACAGUGAGGGUUAA